Molossus molossus (Pallas's mastiff bat) is the source of this 588-nucleotide messenger RNA. It is a transcript of the gene IL37, whose product is annotated as interleukin 37. Gene Ontology annotation, molecular function: cytokine activity. Gene Ontology annotation, cellular component: nucleoplasm. The transcript has 4 exons. Lineage: Eukaryota; Metazoa; Chordata; Mammalia; Chiroptera; Molossidae. The record is from RefSeq and is a predicted model, not a curated record. Bases 1 to 588 code for a protein of 195 amino acids. Gene Ontology annotation, biological process: positive regulation of gene expression; cellular response to lipopolysaccharide; cytokine-mediated signaling pathway.
AUGUCCUGUCUGGAGGAGAACGCACAGGCGAGGAUGGACUCUGGGGACUGGGAAAGAGCUGACCCCCAGUGCGGCGCGGAAGGGCCAAGAGUGGCGAAUCAGAAACCACAGAGAUUCACCUUUCACGACCAGGACCACAAAGUAUUGGUGCUGGAUGCUAAGAAACUCAUAGCAGUUCAAAAUAAAAGCUACAUCCUCCCAGCCACCUUCUUUGUGUCCGCCUGUCACUUGAGCUCCGCCUGUGAGAAGCAGGGCAGUCCAGUGUUCCUGGCAGUGUCUAAGGAAGAGCUCUUUCUUUGCUGUGACAUGGACAAGACCAAGAGCCAGCCCACUCUCCGGCUGAAGGAGAAGAAGCUGUCCCAGCUGCUUUCUGCAAAGGGAGACCUGAAGAGCUUCGCCUUCUACCGGAUAAAGGUGGGCUGCCGGAACCUGCUCGAGUCGGCUGCUCACACCGGCUGGUUCCUCAGCACCGCCAGUUCGGGGGAACCUGUCACGAUGACACAGAAGCCCGGGAGAAAGCAAUACACCGAGUUUUCAUUUAUUCCCGUCCACAAAGUCGAAUCGUGCCCCAGCGAGGUCAGCGAGUAG